AUGCACCCUGAUGAUCCAAAAGAUCCCGGUCAUCUCGGUACCCCUACGCCAUUGAUGCUUGCGUCUCAGUACGGUCACGCGGACAUUGUACAGCUGCUCCUAGAGGGCGGCGCUGACAAGGAUUUCCGCAAUGAGAAUGACUAUACACCAUUAAUGUUGGCGGCCGAGGAGGGCCACGUGCAUGUCACACGGUUGCUCCUCGAGAGCGGUGCUAGCAAGGAUGCUCGCGAACUGGAUGGCUGGACACCGCUGAUGUUAGCAGCAGGCGAAGGUUCUGCUCAAGUUGCACAGCUGUUGCUGGAGGCAGGUGCUCGGACAGAAUUGCGCCGUCGCGACGGCAGUACAGCACUGAUGUCUGCGGCACUCAACAGCCAAGCUGCAGUCGUGCGCUUGCUGCUUCAGGCCGGUGCCCACAUGGAUGCGCGGGACAACGGGGGCAACACUGCGCUGAUGGAAGCAAUGCAUGCAGCGCCUGCAGCAAUCGACGGUCAUGUUGAAGUCGUUCGGGUGCUCCUGGACGCCGGCGCCGCGAAGGAUGUGCGAAAUGAACUGGGCAAGACAGCACUGAUGAUGGCAACAGAUCCCGAAAUUCGGCGAUUGCUGGGGGCUGGCUUUUGA
Molecule: messenger RNA, 618 nt
Organism: Symbiodinium sp. CCMP2592
Lineage: Eukaryota; Dinophyceae; Suessiales; Symbiodiniaceae
Source: the annotation of a GenBank genome assembly